ACCGGAAGCGACAUUCAUAUUCACUCAGCAACUUAACGUUGUCCAAUUUUAGGUGGCUUGAAGUCUACUUAAUCGCUGUUUUUUUACUUCUAGACUGGAAAUGUUAUACUGUUAUACUGACCAAAUAUUAUAUUAACUUCGAAUUAGCUAUGGCUAAAGAACAACAGCCUCAUUGGUCGGAUAUUUUGAAAAGGAGGUUAGCAAACACCAAAAAAGAUGAGAGAAGCGACGAGGAAAAGAAAACAGAAGAAACUGAGCUGUUCACCAAAUAUUAUACAGAGUGGAAAGGCGGAGGCGACAGUGACAAGUCCUACAGGAGCAUCCCACGGUUUUACUACAGGCUACCAGCAGAGGAUGAAGUGUUACUUCAGAAACUGAGAGAGGAAUCCAGAGCCGUCUUCCUCCAGAGGAAGAGCAGGGAGCUGCUGGAUAAUGAAGAACUACAGAAUCUGUGGUUUCUGCUUGAUAAGCACCAGGUGCCUCCAGUGAGCGGAGAGGAAGCCAUGAUCAGCUAUGAAGCAUACCUGCAGGUGGGGGAGAAGGCCGGGCCCAAGUGCAAAAAAUUCUUCACAGCCAGAGUUUACUCCAAGCUGCUCCAUAGUGACCCUUAUGGCAGGAUCUCCAUCAUGCAGUUCUUUAACUACGUCAUGAGAAAAGUAUGGCUGCAUCAGACCCGAAUAGGUCUAAGUCUGUAUGAUGUAGCAGGACAGGGCCACCUCAGAGAGUCGGACCUGGAGAACUACAUCCUGGAGCUGAUCCCCACUCUGCCUCAGCUGGACGGAUUGGAGAAGUCCUUCUACUCUUUCUACGUCUGCACUGCUGUUCGCAAGUUCUUCUUCUUCCUCGACCCUCUCAGAACAGGAAAGAUUAAAAUCCAGGAUAUAUUGGCAUGCAGUUUUCUGGAUGACCUGUUGGAGUUGAGAGAUGAGGAGCUUUCUAAAGAGAGUCAGGAGUCUAACUGGUUCUCAGCCCCCUCAGCUCUCCGAGUCUACGGCCAGUACCUCAACCUGGAUAAGGACCACAAUGGCAUGUUGAGCAAAGAGGAGCUUUCACGGUACGGUACAGCCACGCUCACCUCAGUCUUCUUGGACAGGGUGUUUCAGGAAUGCCUCACCUACGACGGAGAAAUGGACUACAAGACCUAUCUAGACUUUGUACUGGCGUUGGAAAACAGGAAGGAGCCAGCAGCGUUGCAGUAUAUUUUUAAACUUUUGGACAUGGAGAAUCGAGGAUACCUCAACGUCUUCUCCCUCAACUAUUUCUUCAGGGCAAUUCAGGAGCAGAUGAAAAUCCACGGUCAGGAGCCAGUCAGCUUCCAGGAUGUCAAGGAUGAGAUCUUUGACAUGGUGAAGCCUAAAGACCCGUACAAGAUCACCCUCCAGGACUUGGUGAACAGCUGUCAGGGGGAUACCGUCAGCAGCAUCCUGAUUGACCUCAACGGCUUCUGGACGUACGAGAACAGAGAAGUGCUGGUUGCGAACGACAGCGACAGCAGCAACACGGCUGACCUUGACGACAGCUGAGGAUGAUUUGGGGUUGAAGUGUGGUAGAGACACUCCUGUUAGUUUCACUCCAAACCUGAAAGCCAAGUGUCCUGCAGUGAACUGGUGCCGAAACGGGUCCCUCUGGUUAAGUUUGACCUAAAUUUGAAUGUGAGAACCUUGAGGAACAGCCAGACAUGUUGCUUUGUGUUCCUGUUUGUUAUUUUCCUGUUACGAGUUUGUUAAUGAAAUCUUUAAAAUAGAUGUUUCCUUUUUCAUGUAAUUUUCUGACGAUGCCUCAAUGUUUCAGUUGUCUUUAUAAAAUGAAAGCACCUCCUUCUUAUGUUAUCUUGUGCUGUGAGAAAGUCAAAAAGUCCAAAUACAAGCAUGUAAUAAAUGACCGGAUGUCAAAUUAAACUUUUUCAGCAGCUGAAAAAAUCGACAAACCUAAAUCGACACUUUAGCUCAGUGUUUUGGUUCCCCAUGCUUGUUUUGGAAUAUAAUUGUAUGACUGAAUUUUAUGAGAUGUGUCUAUCUAUAAAAGCAAGAAGGGUG
Molecule: messenger RNA, 2036 nt
Organism: Centropristis striata (black sea bass)
Lineage: Eukaryota; Metazoa; Chordata; Actinopteri; Perciformes; Serranidae
Gene: ppp2r3c
Product: protein phosphatase 2, regulatory subunit B'', gamma
Exons: 13
Coding region: 150-1523 (457 amino acids)
Biological process (GO): positive regulation of B cell differentiation; cortical cytoskeleton organization; microtubule cytoskeleton organization
Cellular component (GO): centrosome; spindle
Source: RefSeq, a predicted model, not a curated record